Molecule: messenger RNA, 524 nt
Organism: Sinocyclocheilus grahami
Lineage: Eukaryota; Metazoa; Chordata; Actinopteri; Cypriniformes; Cyprinidae
Product: cytochrome c oxidase assembly protein COX16 homolog, mitochondrial-like
Exons: 4
Coding region: 163-492 (109 amino acids)
Biological process (GO): mitochondrial respiratory chain complex IV assembly
Cellular component (GO): mitochondrial inner membrane
Source: RefSeq, a predicted model, not a curated record
UAGUUUUACACGGACGCAAUAUGAGGCUGUACGAAGUCGCUGCGGGGAGUGUGGAGUUUGUUUGGUUUAUAUGGCGGCGCCCAGUCGAGUCAUGUUGAAUUAUGUCCGACUGACUUUAUUCUUGCUAAUAUGAAAUUGUAGAAUGGCAUGCAUUAACUAAACAUGUGGAAUCAAGUUCGUAAACUCCAAAAGAACAGGACAGUGACAUAUGGGAUCCCGAUGCUGCUGCUGGUUGUGGGAGGGUCGUUUGGAUUGAGAGAAUUCACUCAGAUUAGAUAUGAUGCGCAGAAGAUAAAAAAGAAGCUUGACCCUACACUGGAAGCCCAGGUGAACACUAAAAAACAGUUGGCCAUCCUUCAGGAUGAGUAUGAGAAAUUAAAGGAUUUGGACUUGGAUGUAUGGAAGAACAUUCGUGGCCCACGUCCCUGGGAGGAUUCGACGGAGUACCAGGAGGAGCAGCUAGCUCGACUAGAAAAGCACAUAGAACUCUAAAACCUUAAACUCCCCCUGCUGGCCCACAGAUG